This is a messenger RNA of Perca flavescens (yellow perch), 2258 nucleotides long. RefSeq names its product phosphoglycerate mutase 1. Bases 141 to 905 code for a protein of 254 amino acids. Lineage: Eukaryota; Metazoa; Chordata; Actinopteri; Perciformes; Percidae. Gene Ontology annotation, molecular function: intramolecular phosphotransferase activity. Gene Ontology annotation, biological process: glycolytic process. The transcript has 4 exons. The record is from RefSeq and is a predicted model, not a curated record.
CAAAAGUCCUCACCGGUUUGACAGCGAACGAGUGAAUUGGACCUGUUUUCUUCUCUGAAUUGGGGAAUUGUUAAUUUAAGAUCUUCGCAUAAAUUAAAAAUAAAUUGGUUAACUAGCAUUCAGGCAUAUUAUAAUCAAACAUGGCUGUCUACAAAUUAGUGUUGAUUCGCCACGGAGAGAGCAACUGGAACCAAGAGAAUCGGUUCUGCGGCUGGUUCGAUGCAGAUUUGAGUGAAACAGGGGAGAAGGAGGCGAAGAGAGGUGGACAGGCCCUGAAAGAUGCCGGCUUUGAGUUUGACAUUUGCUACACCUCCGUGCUGAAGCGAGCCACUAGGACACUUUGGCUGGUCCUGGACAGCAUUGACCAGAUGUGGGUGCCGGUGCAUCGGACCUGGCGUCUCAAUGAGCGCCACUACGGAGGCCUGACAGGGCUGAACAAGGCAGAGACAGCCGCCAAGCACGGAGAGGCUCAGGUGAAGAUCUGGAGGCGCUCGUUUGAUACCCCUCCUCCCCCCAUGGGCCCAGACCAUGACUACUACAGUAUCAUCAGCAAGGAUCGUCGCUAUGCAGACCUGACCGAGGACCAGCUUCCUUCCUGCGAGAGCCUUAAGGAUACCAUCGCACGGGCACUGCCCUUCUGGAACGAAGAGAUCGCCCCUCAAAUCAAACAGGGAAAGAGGGUGCUCAUCGCUGCCCAUGGAAACAGUCUGAGGGGGAUUGUUAAGCACCUGGAGGGAAUGUCAGAUGAAGCCAUCAUGGAGCUGAACCUGCCAACGGGCAUCCCCAUCCUCUACGAGCUCGACAAGAACCUGAAGCCUGUGAAGCCGAUGCAGUUCCUGGGAGACGAGGAGACUGUACGCAAAGCCAUGGAGGCUGUGGCUGCUCAAGGAAAGGCCAAGAAGUAAAGACACAGAAAAGCCAUCUCUGUGUAUGACAGAGUAGGUUGUCCCACACGACUGACCGAUUAGUGUUUUUCCUAAAUCCUAAUUUAUUUUGGAUUCUCAUAUGUGGUGAGUACACUGUAGAUUGUUGUCAAAGGCAACCUCACUCUACUUGCACAGUCAGGGAUAGUAGAUGGUGAACGAUUGAGAUAUAGAGCCACAGCUCUCAAGAGAUUGUAAAUAUUUUUUGCUAAAAUGUGUUAUUAAUAUAACAACCUUUUAAGAAGGGAGCAUUGAACUGAAAUUGAUAGCAUUGCUGAUAAAGGCAGUGUAUUAUCUGUGUAGUAAAGAUCCCUAUGUACUACUGUGUACUACAUUAAGCUGUGGUGUCCUAGACAGGGAUGUUGAAUGUCAGGUUAAAUGGUAAUUAAACCAAUUACAGAAAAAGGAGUGAAAUUCUGGCUGUGGUCACUCUUCCACAGUCAGUAAUAAAAAUCCAAGCCACAGCACGUAUAUUGAUGCUACACACACACACACACACACACACACACACACACACACACACACACACACACACACACACACACACACACACACACCUAAGAUAAAGAGUGGGAAAUGAGAGUGAGACAUGACCCUUCUUGUUGUGGCUACACACACACACACACACACACACCUAAGAUAAAGAGUGGGAAAUGAGAGUGAGACAUGACCCUUCUUGUUGUGGCCUCGGUUUGCUGAUGGUGGUAAGGAAGUUAUACCACCUAUGUGUGUCUGAUCAUACUGACUUCAUCAUUACUUGCCCAGGACAAACUUAUUAUCUAGUAUUACAAUUUAAUUUAAAAAAAGACUUUAUGAGACUUUUUUUUUUUUUUUAAAUGAAAGGGACUGCAAAGGAUGGGCAACUUAUUUUCUAUCUCACUUCUCAUUGAUGAAUUUCAUUGAUGCAUUCCAUUGAUGAAGAGAUCUAAGUUUGCAAUCUCUUGAGAGCUGGAUGUGACAGUUAGAACAAUUAAACUAACAAUUUGCUAUCAGUAUUGCACUGUAUAAGUGAUAAAUCCAUUAUUUGGAUUAUAGCCCCCCAGUUUCACAGUGCCAUUUUGAAGCAUGAUUAAACAGAAGAUAAAAGGUCUACAUCUACACUUAUUAUUAUUUUUGUUACUCUGUUUUGCUGCCUUUGGACUGUCUUUGCCAAUUGGUGUGCUUGGUGUCAUAUUUAUGUGCCUCCAGCUCCUAUUCCUACAGUCUACUAGGAUUUUGUUCAAAAUGUCCCAUUUUGUCUUACACUAUUGACAUUUUUAUUUUUUAAAUGUAAUCCCCUCUGUGGUGUUUAAAUGUACCCUGAAAGCUCUGACGGUAAUAAAUAUACAAAUCUAA